This is a messenger RNA of Perkinsus marinus ATCC 50983, 831 nucleotides long. RefSeq lists its product as hypothetical. NCBI's taxonomy places the organism in Eukaryota, Perkinsozoa, Perkinsida, Perkinsidae. The record is from RefSeq and is a predicted model, not a curated record. Bases 1 to 831 code for a protein of 276 amino acids. The transcript has a single exon.
AUGCCCUCGGUCUCGACCUGGUUGAUAGCCGCUCAGGCUCUCAACAUCACGGCAGCUCAAGACGUUGGCAGGUAUGUUUACCAAAACGGAGCCUACCGCAUUACCUACGAUGUGAAUGAGGAGCAUCAAGUCAAGUUCACCUUCUGGGUCCCUCCUCCACCUGGAACGUGGUCGCCAGACGGAUUCAUUUACACUUUCCCUAUCGGACCGGGCGAGGAGUUCACCCACGGGCCGUACUCCCUGUCUGAGUUGGGGAGUUCUACCUACGCCAUCGACUUUGAUGGAGCCAAAGCUAGUGCUCGUGAUUGGUAUAAGUCGAUCGAGAGGUUACUGCUGAGGAACUCCGUCAUUCACCAUGAUCCUAAUGUGCCAUAUGGCGGUAUUCAGUCUGGGGACUUGACCGUUCUAACUUAUACAAGCGGGGACUCUAUCUCAACCUCCUUCCGAGACGAAGACAUCGACCUCAUGAGGGUCGGGGGCGAACUGACACCGGGCGAGUAUGUAUUCGAGGACGACGAAGCUCCACAUUUCGAGAUUAGUUAUGUGAUACGCCUUGAUGGGAUCGUGGGCGUACAAAUUGCGUGUGGAGGGACUCCGACUACCCGCUUCCCCUUCAAGCUUGUACGUCGCGGUGAAGGUCUACCCUACGUGCAUUACCUUCUGGAACCGGUUGGAAGAUACACCUUGGAGGAUCUCCGUCAACAAGUGAGGUAUGUUUGCCAACGCCAAGAUUUGGUUCCUUCCGACGGAUCACACGUGGUCUUCGCCACUAAGAACACAGUCUACGUCGAACUCGGAGGAGUUCGUUUCGGUUUGACCAAGGUUGAGUGA